ACAAUUAUGUCUAUGGUCGAUGCCGGCCGCGGUUUGGAAGCGUCUCUCAAAUUGAGGUUAUGGUUAUACGUAAGCCGCAAGGUCACAAAACUAAAUGUUCAUGUAGCUGUCACGUAGACAAAAUAUUCGUACGCCGUUUCAUUGAAUUCUUCUUAUAAGGAAGUUACUGCAGAGAUUAGGGAUCUGACAAUUUGCCAAGAUGUCUGGUGGCAUGCUGUAUGGCGGGGACGAAAUAGGAGCGUUGGUCUUUGACUUGGGUCAUCACUCCCUGAGAGUGGGCUAUGCCCAGGAGGAUACUCCGAAGGCGGAAAUCCCAGCUGUCGUUGGAAUAGGGGACGAUGGCAACGGCACAGCUACAAAGGUCGAACCCAUGGAUAUCGAUGAUAAAAAGCCUGACAGCAAUAUCACUCAAAAUGGGACAAAGUAUUACAUCGAUACUACAAUUCUUCAUGUUCCACGGAAGAAUAUGGAGGUUGCGAGUUACAUGAAAGAGGGCAUGAUUGAAGAUUGGGAUCAUUUUGAGAAGGUCUUAGACUACACGUAUUCAAAAAUAAUUCAAUCCGACGCCGAAUAUCAUCCUGUGUUAUUUUCUGAAUCGCCAUGGAACGUGCGUAGCAAGAGAGAAAAGUUAACCGAGUUGAUGUUUGAGAAAUACAAUGUGCCAGCAUAUUUUCUCGUAAAAAAUGCAGUUUUGGCCGCGUUUGCCAAUGGCAGAGCAACCGGCAUCGUUGUCGAUAGCGGCGCCACGCACACGUCUGCGGUGCCUGUACAAGAUGGAUUUGUAUUGACACAAGCCAUUGGUAAAUCGCCCCUUGGCGGGGACUACAUAAGUAUGCAGUGCAGACAGUAUUUACAAGAUAAUGAUAUCGACUUGUCGCCUCCUUAUAUGGUCGGAAGCAAAGAAGUAGUCAAAGAUCACGAUAAGCCACGAUGGAUUAAAAAGAAAGGUUUACCCGAAGUUACCAAGACUUGGCAUAAUUAUAUGGUGAAGAAGGUGAUUCAAGAUUUUCAAGCCACAGUACUUCAGGUGUCAGAAACGCCGUUUGACGAGAAGAUCGUUUCCACGAUUCCUGCAGUUCAGUACGAAUUCCCGACUGGGUAUCAUCAGGACUUUGGAAGUGAAAGAUUUCGAAUACCAGAGGCGUUAUUUGAUCCUAGUAUAGUACAAAUGCGUGGAGGUAUGGUCGGUAACACUAUGUUGGGAGUAGGGCAUAUUGUCACAACCAGUGUUGGCAUGUGCGACGUUGAUGUGCGACCGGCGUUGUACGGAAGUGUUGUAGUAACUGGUGGCAACUCGUUUAUUCAGGGUUUCCCGGAACGUUUGAAUAGAGACUUAUCCAUGAGAAUACCCUCUAGUAUGCGUCUUAAAUUGAUCAGCGCGAACGGAUGUGCGGAAAGAAGAUUUGGAGCAUGGAUCGGCGGUUCGAUACUGGCGUCGAUUGGCACUUUCCAACAGAUGUGGAUCUCCAGUCAGGAAUACGAAGAGAGCGGAAAGAGUCAAGUAGAAAGAAAAUGUCCUUAAAACGCUGUAGCUCGUACGUUUUCAUUCGUAUUAGCAAUGUUUUCAACAUCGCACAGGGAGUGAGUACAAUUUUUGAAAUAUAAAACUCUACAUUCUACAUAUUAUGAUAUUGUGUAUCAUUUAAUACAAAUUAUGAUGCAUAAAUUAUGAUGCACGUGAGACUAUAAAGCACUUUUAAAUAGAAUCUUUUUAUAACGUUAAUGCAUCAUGAUGAGAAUAUACUCGUGAUGUUAUUGAAUUAAAUAUCUGCUAGUAUAUAUAUAUGGGAUAAGCUUAUUCUGUCUGUAUAAAUGAUUUUACACAUUGUUCCGAAUUAUAUUAUAAGCAGAUGACAUAAGAAAAUUGAUCCCUAUUUAUUAUUGAUAUGUGCGUAAACUACUAAAUUUUGUAAAUUGUAAUAAGAUUUUUUAUAACAAAAAGAAACUCACAUGCCAUAGCAAAUUAUGCCGUGGAAAUAAAUUUGUUGUUUGUUAUCUCUUCGAUUUCACACGUUCUCGCAUUUGCAAAAUGUCCUCGGUCUCGUUUCACUGCCACUAGAGUUAUAUGCAUCAUGUGGGAAUCAUAAGUGUUCGAUCCCCAUUUGUAGCAAAUGUCGCUAUAGGAGCGAGAUGGAGUAUACGUUCACCCGGAAGCUAUAAUUAUCCUUUGUGACACGUACAUGUAUUUUGUAUGGAAAUAAAUAAGUAUAAGGUAUGAAAGUA
This is a messenger RNA of Wasmannia auropunctata (little fire ant), 2223 nucleotides long. RefSeq names its product actin-like protein 6B (gene Bap55). The record is from RefSeq and is a predicted model, not a curated record. The transcript has 6 exons. Gene Ontology annotation, cellular component: NuA4 histone acetyltransferase complex; SWI/SNF complex. Gene Ontology annotation, molecular function: chromatin binding. NCBI's taxonomy places the organism in Eukaryota, Metazoa, Arthropoda, Insecta, Hymenoptera, Formicidae. Gene Ontology annotation, biological process: regulation of transcription by RNA polymerase II; nervous system development. Bases 200 to 1522 code for a protein of 440 amino acids.